GUUGUGACUGAAGCCCGUCAACAUGGCGGCGAGUGUCCGCGGCCGCUCGCUGAAGCACCUCAGGAUACGAGGGCGGAAUGACAGCGGCGAGGAGAACGUCCCGCUGGAUCUCACCCGAGAGCCUUAUGAUAACUUAAGGGAGAUUCUACAAAAUGUGGCCAAAGUGCAAGGAGUAUCAAAUAUGAGAAAGCUAGGUCACCUGAAUAACUUUACUAAGCUUCUUUGUAAUAUUGGCCACAGUGAAGAAAAGCUAGGUUUUAAUCAUGAGCAUAUCAUAAUAUGUUUGCGAUUAGCUUUAUUGAAUGAAGCAAAAGAAGUACGAGCAGCAGGAUUACGAGCCCUUCGGUAUCUCAUCCGAGACUCAAGUAUUCUGCAGAAGGUGCUAAAGUUGAAAGUGGAUUAUUUAAUAGCUAGGUGCAUCGACAUACAACAGAGCAAUGAGGUAGAGAGGACGCAAGCACUUCGGUUAGUCAGAAAGAUGAUCACUGUGAAUGCUUCCCUGUUUCCCAGUUCUGUCGCCAACUCCUUGAUAGCUGUUGGAAAUGAUGGCCUUCAGGAAAGAGAUAGAAUGGUUCGGGCAUGUAUUGCCAUUAUCUGUGAACUAGCACUUCAGAAUCCAGAGGUGGUGGCUCUUCGAGGUGGACUAAGUACCAUCCUAAAAAAUGUGAUUGAUUGCCAAUUAAGCCGAAUAAAUGAGGCCCUUAUUACUACAGUUUUGCACCUUCUAAAUCAUCCAAAGACCCGACAGUAUGUGCGAGCGGAUGUAGAAUUAGAGAGAAUCUUAGCACCAUAUACAGAUUUUCACUACAGGCAUAAUCCAGACACAGCGGAAGGACAGCUCAAAGAAGACCGAGAAGCACGGUUCCUGGCUAGUAAAAUGGGAAUAGUAGCAACAUUCCGAUCAUGGGCAGGUAUAAUUAGUUUAUGUAAGCCUGGCAAUUCUGGGAUCCAGUCUCUAAUUGGGGUACUUUGUAUACCAAAUAUGGAAAUACGGCGGGGUCUGCUUGAAGUUCUCUAUGAUAUAUUUCGUCUGCCUCUACCUGUUGUGACUGAAGAGUUCAUUGAAGCACUGCUCAGUGUAGAUCCAAGUAGAUUCCAAGAUUGUUGGAGACUUUCAGAUGGCUUUGUAGCAGCUGAAGCUAAAACUAUUCUUCCCCAUCGAGCCAGAUCCAGACCAGACCUCAUGGAUAAUUAUUUGGCACUGGUACUUUCUGCUUUCAUUACUAAUGGACUUUUAGAGGGUUUGGUUGAAGUAAUAACAAGCAGUGAUGACCAUGUCUCAAUUAGAGCUACAAUCCUAUUAGGGGAACUUUUACAUAUGGCAAACACAAUCCUUCCUCAUUCACAUAGCCAUCAUUUGCACUGUUUACCAACGCUAAUGAAUAUGGCAGCAUCCUUUGACAUCCCUAAAGAGAAAAGACUGCGAGCCAGUGCAGCUCUUAACUGCUUGAAACGCUUUCAUGAGAUGAAGAAACGAGGGCCUAAGCCUUAUAGUCUUCAUUUAGAUCACAUUGUUCAGAAAGCAAUGGCAACACACCAAAAAAGGGAUCAGUACCUCCGAGUUCAGAAAGAUAUUUUUGUUUUGAAGGAUACAGAGGAAGCUCUCAUGACCAAUCUUAGAGACAGCCAAGUUCUUCAUCAUAAAGAGAAUCUUGAAUGGAAUUGGAAUCUUAUAGGCACCAUUCUUAAGUGGCCAAAUAUAAAUCUAAGAAACUAUAAGGAUGAACAAUUACACAGGUUUGUACGACGACUCCUCUAUUUUUACAAGCCCAGCAGCAAAUUAUAUGCCAAUUUGGAUCUGGAUUUCACCAAUUCCAAGCAACUCACAGUUGUGGGUUGCCAGUUUACAGAAUUUCUUCUUGAGUCUGAAGAGGAUGGGCAAGGAUAUCUAGAAGAACUAGUAAAAGAUAUCGUUCAGUGGCUUAGUUCCUCAUCUGGAAUGAAACCUGAACGAAGCCUUCAGAACAAUGGUUUACUGAAUACCCUUAGUCAACACUACUUUUUAUUUAUUGGAACACUUUCCUGUCAUCCUCAUGGAGUUAAAAUGCUAGAAAAAUGCAAUGUAUUUCAGUGUCUUCUUAAUCUUUGUUCCUUGAAGAACCAAGAUCACUUAUUGAAACUUACUGUUUCAAGUUUGGACUAUAGCAGAGAUGGAUUGGCCAGAGUUAUCCUUUCCAAAAUCCUAACUGCAGCUACUGAUGCCUGCAGGUUGUAUGCAACAAAACAUUUAAGAGUAUUAUUACGGGCCAAUGUAGAGUUCUUCAGUAACUGGGGCAUUGAGUUGCUGGUGACCCAACUACAUGAUAAAAAUAAAACUAUUUCCUCUGAAGCUCUUGAUAUCUUAGAUGAAGCAUGUGAAGACAAGGCCAAUCUUCAUGCUCUCAUCCAAAUGAAGCCAGCUUUAUCUCAUCUUGGAGACAAAGGUCUGCUUCUCCUUCUUAGAUUUCUGUCCAUUCCGAAGGGGUUUUCCUACCUUAAUGAGAGGGGUUACGUAACAAAGCAAAUGGAAAAAUGGCAAAAGGAAUACAAUUCAAAAUAUGUUGAAUUAAUUGAGGAACAACUUAAUGAAGCACUUACAACCUAUCGCAAACCAGUAGAUGGUGAUAACUAUGUUCGUCGGAGUAACCAAAGAUUACAGCGACCACAUGUCUACCUGCCCAUACACCUUUAUGGACAACUGGUACACCACAAAACAGGCUGUCAUUUAUUGGAGAGUGUUGUUCCAGAUCUCAGUUAUACUAUUCGUUCACCAAUGUUGGACAAAUGGGAAGGAGUAAAGCAGCUGAAAGCAGCACUUUGGGCCUUGGGUAAUAUUGGAUCUUCAAACUGGGGUCUUAACUUGCUUCAAGAGGAGAAUGUGAUCCCGGAUAUAAUGGCAUUAGCACAACAUUGUGAGGUUCUCUCCAUUAGAGGAACCUGUGUGUACGUGCUUGGUCUGAUAGCCAAAACUAAACAAGGAUGUGAUAUCCUAAAAUAUCACAAUUGGGAUGCUGUGAGACACAGUCGCAAACAGCCAUGGCCAGUAGUUCCAGAUGACAUGGAGCAACUCUGCAAUGAACUUUCUUCUAUCCCAAGCACUCUAAGUCUAAACUCUGAGUCCACCAGCUCUAGACAUAAUAGUGAAAGUGAAUCUGCACCAUCAAGUAUGUUUAUCAUGGAGGACGACCGAUUUGGCAGCAGCUCUACUAGUACAUUUUUCCUUGAUAUCAAUGAGGAUUCAGAGCAAACGUUUUAUGAUCGGACUGGACCCAUAAAGGAUAAAAAUCCAUUCCCCUUUUUUGCCUCUAGUAGACUUGUGAAGAAUCGCAUCUUAAAUUCCCUUACUCUGCCUAAUAAAAAACAUCGUAGUAGCAGCGAUCCAAAAGGGGGCAAACUGACAUCUGAAAAUAAAUCUGGCAUUAGGAGAAACCGAACAGUUACAGAGCCAUCUAGUAUUGACUUUAAUCACAGUGAUGAUUUCUCAUCCAUUUCCAAAGUUCAGAAAACAUUAAGAUUAGAACCUUCUUUUGUUGGAACUAAGCAAAUUGAAGACACUGGUAGCACACCUAGUAUUGGAGAAAAUGAUCUAAAAUUUACAAAGAGUCUUGGUACAGAAAAUCACAGGGAAAACACAAGCAGAGAAAGAUUAAUUGCCGACAACUCUACAAGCUCACAUAUGAAGAUGCGUAGCCAAAGUUUCAAUACAGAUACUACAACAAGUGGUAUAAGCUCAAUGAGCUCAAGUCCUUCAAGAGAGACGGUAGGUGUGGACACUACAACAAUGGACACAGACUGUGGAAGUUUGAGUACAGUGGUAAGUACUAAAACUGUUAAAACAAGCCACUGUUCAACACCACAGUCCAACCAUCUGCCUCUUUCAAAAUCAAACUCUGUGUCUCUGGUGCCACCAGGUUCUUCUCAUACACUUCCUCGUAGAGCACAGUCCCUUAAAGCCCCCUCUGUUGCUACAAUUAAAAGUCUAGCAGAUUAUAACUUUAGCUAUACAAGUUCUAGAGAUGCCUUUGGUUAUGCUACGUUGAAAAGAUUGCAACAACAAAGAAUGCAUCCAUCUUUAUCUCAUUCUGAAGCUUUGGCAUCUCCAGCAAAAGAUGUGCUUUUUACUGACACCAUUACCAUGAAGACGGGUAGCCUUGAUUCAAGGUUGACACCAAGCAGGAUCGAUUUUAAAAAGAAGCAUGUCGGGGGAAUCAGGAGCUUAAGACCUACAAUAACAAACAACCUUUUCAGGUUCAUGAAAGCUUUAAGUUAUGCUUCAUUAGAUAAAGAAGAUCUAUUAAGUCCUAUUAAUCAAAAUACACUGCAACGCUCCUCCUCAGUUAGGUCCAUGGUAUCCAAUGCUACAUAUGGUAGCUCAGAUGAUUACAUUGGACUUGCUCUUCCCGUGGACAUCAACGAAAUAUUCCAGGUAAAGGAUAUUCCUUAUUUUCAGAAGAAAACUGUACCUCCAUGUGAUGAUCGUGUUAGAGUACUACCUGAUUCAGGAGGUCUUCCAUCUGGUACUGGAGAUCUUGUAAAAAGUCCAUUUCAAAUGCUUCGACAACAGAUUAGUCUCACAGAAAUAAUGAAUACAAGCCAAUCAGAUGCUUCUCAAUUUUUAGAAAAUACAGAAGACACGGGGCUACAGGAGCACACAGACGAUAAUUGUCUUUAUUGUGUCUGUAUCCAGAUUCUGGGUGACCAGCACAAUAACCAAGUGGACUCAACCUAUACUCACGCAGACUUUCCAGACAUUCCAUAUUCUGAUUGGUGUGGGCAGACCAUCCACAAUCACCUCGAUGUUGUUUCCUCAAAGUUUUCUGGGAUUUCAGGAUGCAGUGAUGCAGUAUCCCAGGGUUCAGCCAGUAGCACCAAGAGUACAGAACUGGUAUUAGGAGUCAAGUCAAUUCCAGAUGAUACACCAGUGUGCCGUAUACUCCUUCGAAAAGAAGUGUUAAGAUUAGUUAUCAAUUUGAGUAGUUCAGUAGGAACUAAAGGUCAUGAAACAGGACUUUUGACAAUUAAAGAGAAGUUUCCUCAAGCAUUCGAUGACAUAUGCCUCUACUCUGAGGUUUCCUAUUUGUUAUCACACUGUACUUUUCGACUGCCAUCUCGCAGAUUCAUACAGGAGUUAUUUCAAGAUGUACAGUUUUUACAAAUGCAUGAAGAAGCAGAGGUUAUCUUAUCAACUCCACCAAAGAAACCUAUAAUUGAUACAUCAGCCGAAUCCUGACCUCAUCUUUAUAUAGUGUAUCUCUCUGGACUUCCUGAAAUCCUCAGAAAAACCUCACUGACUGGAUGACAAAUACAGGAGCAUCUUCUGUAACUUGUUCCAGCAGUUCCUGGUACACGAACAGUAUGAACUGCAGAUUCUUUUCCCCCAGCCGAAACUUUCUUCCCCAAAUACAUCCUUUGGGGAUGUCAUCCAUUACCAGUUUUAUGAAAUAUAUUUACCAAAUGUAUGCAAGAGCCAAGCACUGAACACCUACACAGUUUUCUUUAACUUUAAAAACAUAAUGAGAGUUGAACAAUAAUAAGAUAGUAUGAAGAGACACCCUUUUACAGGGUUGAUUCUGAAUUCUUUUUAGGGUAAAUAGAAAGAUGCCUUGUUUGUUAACUAACUCAUAUAUACCAGGAAUCCACAUUUCUAAGGAUUACAUCUUCCAUGCUGGGAUGUGCUCUAACAGCUGGUAUUUGGGGGUUAACUUUGGACCUUCCACAUUUUUCUUAAUGUUUGUAACACUACUUGAGAGGUUUGUAACCUCGGACUGAAAGAAGAGCCUCAGCGACCUGGGACUUUUAACUUAUUUUAAUGUUACUAUAAUUGCAAAUGGUUAUUUUGAUUUUCAGUCUCUCAGAUUUCGUUGCAAUGUAUUAUAGGCUAUAUGAACCAAUUAAGGUUUUUCACUACAGUUCCCAAUAAAAUUUUAAAAAAUUUUAUUUAAACUGAAAUAAAAUCGUUUGCCCUUUACAUAUUUUUAUUCAAUGAAAUUUCUGUUCAUUUUCAUAUUCUUAACUUGCCAUUUUUCUCAGUGGGAAAUUGAAAAAGUAUUAUUUGUUGACAUUUGGCUUAAAUGUGAAAAUGUAAGGAAAUUACUUCUGAAUCUUGUGAGGAGACUGGGUUUGUAGAUUAUUUCCACAUUCCAUGGGAAAAGCAGAGCCAUAUUUCCUUAAAUGUUGCUUUAAUUAAUGAGACUGAUUAUUAUAAUAAAAAUUGUAGUGAAAAGCCUUAAGUACCAAAUUUUGGAGCAGCAGUACUUUAAUUUUUAUACCAGUAUUCUUUCUGAAAUUUUUUUGCACAAAUUAAAUGCAGUGAUGGAUGAGUUAAGAAUACAGCAAUUGCCUUUAUUACAUUAUUAGUGAUAUUGCUAAGUUGAUGAGGGCAGGGUUUUUUUUUUCCCUUUAAAAAAAAACAAAACUUUUUAAUGUAUCUAAAGAUACCUGGAAAUCUUUACAGGAAUUAACUACAUAUAUGCAAAUUUGUAUAUAAAAUAGCACGGAAAUAUUCAUUAGAAUGCUUGUGAUUGAAAGGAAUUACCAUUUUAUAUAUAUAUAUAUAUAUGUAUAUAUAUAUAUAUGUAUAUAUGUGUGUGUGUGUGUGUGUGUGUGUGUGUGUGUGUGUGUGUGUGUGUGUGUGUGUGUGUGUGUGUGUAUAUAUAUUACAUAGAAAAUUUCCAGCUGGACUGAAUUAGGACACUUUUAAAAUAAAAAGACCAUUCAGUUUUACCAUUUUUGUAAUUACUGUCAGCUUUGACAGUUGUGACAUUAACUCAUGGCCCCAUAUAUUGCAGAUCCUGAUCUUAACUGAUUUGUUUUUUGAAAUGUAUGUAAAUAGACCUUUGAACUAGAAAGUGAAACUCACUUAUUAUUUCCCAGUUGGACAACUAUUUUAUUUUAUUUACUGGCACUGAAAGUUUUGUUGGGAUGAAGCACCUCAUCUCACUACAUAACACUUCUUGGACUGCACUUCAAUGAAUUGUUUUUAUGUGCACUGUAUAGCAACUUACAUCAGAGCAGAAAAGCUGCAGGCUUGUAACCUGCUUCUAUUAGAAUUUGGCUUGAGUUUCAUGAAAUCCAAUUGAAGGAAAUGGAAAAAUAAUUUGUUUCAACUUUUCAUUUAUCAUUAGCCCCAAAAGUUUCUGUAAUAUAUUGACAGUACUUAAAAACUUGCCUGUUGACUUGGUCUUUGGGCCUGAAAGAUUAAAUCACUUCUCCAAAGAACCAGCUGUCAGAAAUGUUAGACCAAAUAGUGGUUAAAAACUCCAAAGGAAAUAGUGUAGUGAUCCUCCCCAAAAUGGGAUUCAUAUGCUUUAGACAGUAGUUUCAAACUACCUCAGUUAGAAUAGAGUAUAAAAUCUGUGGUUUAAGCCCUCAUGAAUUAAACCAUUAACUCAUGUUUGUUUUUUCUUCCCGGAAGUUAAGGCACAAAUAGUGGCCUGAACAGUUUUUCACCAGUAUUCUAUAAGAAACUUUUAAACUUUGUUUUCACCUAUAGCAUUUAGUUUGGAGAGAACCAUGUAGUUCUCUGAUUAUCAUUGAGGUUCUAAGGAAAUAAAAUGUCUGUACUUCAAAAAUUAUCUUGCUGUUUGGUUAACACUUGGAUUCAUUGGCAGGCUUAAUAUUCUUUGAGAACUUGUAUCAAAGAUAACCUUUUAUGAUGGAAAAUGCUUAUGCCAAGUGCUUAAUUUAGAUGUUUUAAAAAAUCAUAGUUGGAAAGUUUAGGAGUGGUGUCAGUGGUAAUAAAAAUAUUUGAGAAAAUCAUCUAUUAGUAGAUAUUACCAGAAUAUAGAUUACAAGAAUAAUGUCAGUACUGUAGUUUUUCAAGAUAUGGAAUUUUUAGAAUUAAUUUUAGUCCAGAUAAAAUCAUAUUACUCACUAAUAGAAAGACUUCUUGAAAAAAAUUGGAGGAACUUUGGCAGUUGUGCUGGUUAUAAACUGUGAAUUUCUAAUAUGUAAAGUGAAUUUCCAAUUGCAAAUUUUGUUUCAAGAGCAAUUAAUCAGCUUCAUGUAACUAGAUUCUAUUUAGAUAGUGAUAAAUAAGGAAAUCAGAUAUAGAACUUUCAUAACGUUAUCUGAAAGUUCUUAACACUUGCAUUUUUGUUACCUAUUUAUGUUUAGGUGGAUACAAGAGGCAGAGACAACCCCCACCCCCAAAGUUCUUCUAAAUAUUGUUUGUGUAGUAAAUUCCUCUAAGAUAAAAAGAAUAUAUGCAUUAGAAAUAGGUUUGUAGGCCACAUAUGCACUGUUAAAUAAAAUACCCUCAGAAAGAAAAACAUGUAUACAAAAUAAAUAUAACAAUUCUUGACAAGCAAAGGCUUUAUUAAUUUGCAUCUCUUUAACCAGAGCUGACUAAUUUUUCAGGGCACAGUAAUAAUGGCAAAGUAUUCAGCUAUGACAUUGGAAUCUUAUGUAGACUUAUCUACUCCUACUUAAUGCAAAAUUUUUUUCAGUAACAUUCAGAAAGAUACAUUUUGCAUACCUUAAAGCACAUAUCAUUAAGCAAUAAAUACCAAUCUACUAUUUUAUGGUUUUUUUUAAUCUAGCAGAUCUGCAAUUGUUUUGCAUGUUGAGUAGAAUGCUAAUUUAUGUAAGAAAAGCUUUGUACAUUAGCCUGUUUUAAGAACAGCCUUAGGAAACUUCCUUUAAAAAGGUUUUUCCCUGAGAGAUAAUGUGAAGUGUUGAAUGCUUCCAAUUCUGGUUUCAAUGCACAAUCCAUUAUGACAUGAACAUGGAAAAGGUGAAUUUCUUAAAUUGAUUGUAUGAGAGAAAUUUUAAUGAGAAUUAGCCUUUUGGAAUGAAAAAAUAUUUGUUAUUGAAAAGAUCUUCACGAUGAUAUCAUAUGAGCUUUCACCCCAUCUUUCCUUACACAAAAUGCAUUGUUAAUUAAACACUUGGGUUUCACUACAGUGAGGUUUCCUUAUUAGCAUAUACCAGAGAAAUCAAAUAGUUAUGCUUAUAAAAAAAAUAAUUGGAACACUUAAACAUUGCCACAAGUGAUUUCGUUUUUUCUUAAGUUCCUGGUUUCCAGAGAGUUCUAUUCAUUCACAGUAGGUCUAUAUGCAGAACAUGGACUUUUUUCCUUUGGACUAUUUUUAUAAGGUAGAUAGAUGGAUAGCUAUGCCACAGCAUGCACAAAUUGCACAUUUUGCUUGACUUCCUUUGUAAAAUACCUAUUUAAUUUGAGAAAUGUAAUUUAUGCCAAAAAGUUUAACUUGCAAUUUUGCCACUGAAUAGGUUGAUUUAGCACAAAAUGCAAAGUCUUGGGGGGGAGGGGGAGGAAAACAUUUCAUCUACGCAGUUGAAAAAUGUUGCAAUACUGGUCUGUCAGUAACCAUAAAGCUGCAUUGUAAGAGAUUGGUGUAAAUUAAUUGUUUAAAAGAAUGGGAAGGGAUUGUGAAAAUCUCAGACUUAAUUCUCCCUCCCCAUGCAGUUGUUUUUUCUUUUUUCUUUUUUUUAAAUUUAGUAAUACGCUGCUACAUAUUUGGAGGUUCUAGUGUUUGUAGGUCACUGAACAGACAUUGAAAUCUGAUUUAUAUUGUAUACCUGUAACAUAGAAAGAAAAAGUAUUUAUAUAUUUUCUGUAAGAAUAUUUCAUUGAGCUGUGUAUAAUUUAAACAAA
Molecule: messenger RNA, 9595 nt
Organism: Dromiciops gliroides (monito del monte)
Lineage: Eukaryota; Metazoa; Chordata; Mammalia; Microbiotheria; Microbiotheriidae
Gene: RICTOR
Product: RPTOR independent companion of MTOR complex 2
Exons: 39
Coding region: 23-5209 (1728 amino acids)
Biological process (GO): TORC2 signaling; positive regulation of phosphatidylinositol 3-kinase/protein kinase B signal transduction
Cellular component (GO): TORC2 complex
Molecular function (GO): protein serine/threonine kinase activator activity
Source: RefSeq, a predicted model, not a curated record